AUGCUCUUCUCGCGCGCUUCUCGCUGCCUGCCGCGCACGUCGGCGCUCACCACCAGCCUUCGAACCUUCGCAUCCAGCCCCAAUCGCAUUAACUUGGCGGUCGUGGGCACCGGCCGCAUGGGACGCAUCCGUUUGACCGGAAUGCAGAAUGACCCGCGCGUUUCCAUCGCUGCGAUCAUCGAUUCCAAUGCCAGCGCCGAACAACUACAAGAAUUGAGUAGCCAAUACGGAGCCGAGUGUUUUGCGUCUCUCGCGGAGGCUGGGGGUGCUCUGCAGCGGCAGAACGAGGCCGUGGACGGCGUCUGGAUCUCCACACCAACCCACACGCACUUGGAGCUUGUAAACGAUUGUGCUGCUGGAGUUUUGGGCAAACAUAUCAAAGCUAUUGGCAUUGAGAAGCCUGUGGCCGCGUUGGUGAACGAGAUCGACACAGCUUAUCAAGUAUGUCACAAGAACGACGUGAAGCUCUUCUGUUCCUUCCAAAGGAGAUUCGACCCCAGCUACGAAGCGCUGCGCGUCCAGUGCGUGGACAAGCAGAGCAUCGGCAAGCUGCAGUCGAUCCACACGGUAUUCCGUGACCAUCCGUGUCCGCCUGUGGAGUUCCUCAAGACUGGAGGAGACCCGUUCCACGACCUCGCUGUACACGACAUCGACUUCGUGUGCGACCUGGUGGGCGAGUACCCCACCAAGGUAUACGCACAUGGGACGAGCUUGUCUGCAGAGCUGAGAGAACUCAAUGUCAUGGAUAAGGCCAGUGUGUGGCUUGAGUUCCCCACUACAGGCGUGGUUUGCACCAUGGACCUGAGUCGCAGUGCGGAGUAUGGCUACGACCAGCGCAUUGAAGUGGCUGGUGAACACGGCAUGCUACAAGUACAAAACCCGAGCAAGACCGCCAUGGUGCAGUCCACGAAGGCUGGAAUCACCGCUGACACGCUGCUACAUUCAUUCCCGGAGCGAUUCCGCGAGGCCUAUCAACUCGAGCUCGACAGCUUCAUCGAUGUCGUGCAGGGCAACGCCAACCCUCGUGUGCACUGGGGAGCUUCGCGCAUGAACACUAUCAUCGCCGAGGCUGCUCGCAUUGCAGCAGUCGAGAAGAAGGUCGUCACCAUCAAGUACACCGGCACUAAGCAAACAGCUCCUAGAUCCGACCCAGUUUUAGAAUGUGAGUACGAGUUCUAA
Molecule: messenger RNA, 1179 nt
Organism: Phytophthora nicotianae INRA-310
Lineage: Eukaryota; Oomycota; Peronosporomycetes; Peronosporales; Peronosporaceae
Exons: 1
Coding region: 1-1179 (392 amino acids)
Biological process (GO): NADPH regeneration
Cellular component (GO): cytoplasm
Molecular function (GO): oxidoreductase activity; nucleotide binding
Source: RefSeq, a predicted model, not a curated record